CAUGAUCUAAUUUUGUAAAGCGCGGUAGUAGCAUAUGCAUAUGCACGUGCCGUUUUCUCUGGUUAUUUAUAAUACUUUUUAUAUAAAAUUCUUGACGAAGUACAAUUUUAUAAUAUUUUGUGUGAAGUUACAAAUUUAGUGAUAUUAUUAUAAAUCAAAAUGAGUACAAUCUUGGAGAAAAUUGCUUCGAUCGAAGCAGAGAUGGCACGUACACAAAAGAACAAAGCAACGUCUGGUCAUUUAGGCUUGUUGAAAGCAAAAUUAGCAAAAUUGAGACGUGAACUUAUAACACCAAAAGGAGGUGGUGGUGGUGGAGAACAAGGAUUUGAAGUUGCUAAAACUGGAGAUGCUCGGAUAGGUUUUGUCGGUUUUCCUUCUGUUGGUAAAUCUACAUUAUUAAGUACACUUGCGGGUGUAUACUCUGAAGUUGCAGCAUAUGAGUUUACAACUUUAACUACUGUUCCUGGUUGUAUAAAAUAUAAGGGAGCAAAAAUACAGUUAUUGGAUUUACCAGGUAUUAUUGAAGGUGCUAAAGAUGGAAAAGGUCGUGGAAGACAAGUAAUAGCUGUAGCUAGAACUUGUAGUUUGAUUUUUAUUGUUUUGGAUGUGCUUAAACCGUUGGGACAUAAGCGCUUGAUAGAACACGAAUUGGAAGGUUUUGGAUUACGACUUAACAAGCAACCACCUAAUAUUACUUUUAGGAAAAAAGAAAAAGGUGGUGUCAACUUGCAAACCACGUGUGCACAAUCAGAACUUGAUUUAGAGUCAGUCAAGGCCAUACUGGCAGAGUACAGAAUUUACAAUGGAGAUGUAAAUCUACGAUAUAAUGCUACAUCGGACGAUUUGAUUGAUGUCAUUGAAGGGAACCGAGUUUACAUACCAUGUAUUUAUUUGUUGAAUAAAAUCGAUCAAAUAAGUAUAGAAGAAUUGGAUGUUAUAUAUAAAAUACCACAUUGUGUACCUAUUUCUGCUCAUCACAAAUGGAAUUUUGAUGAUUUGUUGGAGAAGAUGUGGGAUUAUUUACAACUCGUUAGAAUUUAUACCAAACCUAAAGGUCAACUACCAGAUUACAAUUCUCCUGUAGUAUUAAAUACAGAAAGAAGAACGGUAGAAGAUUUUUGCAAUAAACUUCAUAGAUCAAUAGCAAAGGAAUUCAAAUAUGCGUUAGUAUGGGGGUCAUCGGUAAAACAUCAGCCACAGAAAGUGGGAAAGGAUCAUGUCUUGUGCGACGAGGAUGUUGUACAAAUAGUAAAAAAAGUGUGAUUUUAUUUUGUGGUAUAUAUAUAUGUGAGUAAAUAUUGAAAAAUAAUAUUGAUUGAAAACAAAAAGAGGACAAGCGAUUUGCGUAUUAUACUUAACAGCUUAAUAGUAUAAUACUCUUUUUAAAUUUAAUUUCACUUUACAAAUAAAGUUGUAAAAUUAGGAUUUGGUAUUAGAUUAUAUCUUUCAAACUAAAAGGAUAAACAGAAAUAUGUACAUAUAGAUACAUAUAUCUUUCAUAAUGAUAGAUGUAUAAGUUGAUGUAGUAAUAUCAAACAGGAUUAAAAAAAAGAAAAAAAAAGAAAAAAAAAAGAAAAAAAA
Vespa mandarinia (Asian giant hornet) is the source of this 1581-nucleotide messenger RNA. It is a transcript of the gene 128up, whose product is annotated as GTP-binding protein 128up. Gene Ontology annotation, molecular function: GTP binding; GTPase activity. Lineage: Eukaryota; Metazoa; Arthropoda; Insecta; Hymenoptera; Vespidae. The record is from RefSeq and is a predicted model, not a curated record.